AUGCUGCAGCUUAAAAGGGAUUCAAGGUAUGGACAGUUGGUCUCGCUAUUGACAAAGCAGACGUUUCUGGAACCGUUGGUGUCGCGUCUACUCACCGUUGUUUUGGACACACAAAUGCCAUUGAGCGAGAAGGACAAGCUUGACUUGAUCAGCUCCUGCUCCAGACCGCGGGGCAGGCUAACAUGCAGAUUGAUUUUACAAAUCACGGCAAGUUUUGGGCCACUGCAAUUGACACCAGCAAAGGGAAGCAGGGGAAGAAGGAGAAGAACCUUGCAAGAGAGGCGGGUUUCAGAGCGGAUCCAAGUGGCGUUGGCAGCAUGGGUUCGACAAGAACUUGUCCAACAUGUUGAGGAAUUUAAAGAGUUUCAUCAUGUAUUGGUGCCGUGCUUAUCGCGCUGUUUGAACUUUGUCUACUUGCGUGACGACAUUACGCUUGCACUCGACCUGAUCAAAAAGUUUCUGUCAAAAAUCAGGGCCAAAGUAAUACGGAACCGGCAUAGGGAAAUAGUACCACCUCAGGAUCCAAAUUUCGGCCAAAACAAAGAAUGCUCCAGCUUGCCAUCAAGUAAAGAAAUUAAGAACUUUGACCGGCAUACAAAUAUCCAUCCGCCAGGAAAAGUCGGGUCGAGGCUCAUACCGGACGACACUCGAGAACCUGGAGAGGAUCCGCCUUUGAAAAGGAGAAAAUUGUCGGUUUCCAACGAGGCCUUCUGGCGGGACCUUCUCUGCGACUCCCUCGCUCUGGACUCUUUUCUUUCAAACUCAACUAAAUGCAUUCUGUUGGUUGGAAGGGUGGUUGAGCACCCAGACGAACAUGUUGCUCUCGAUGACGCCAUUUCCAAAAGUCUUGCGAAUUUGGACGGUGACGAAAAAAGAAGGAAAGUGGUGGAGUCAAAAGUACUCAAGAUGAUAUCCUCGUAUAGCGCUGGUGAGAUAAACUUUCCCCUGAUUGCCUACGCAGACAUUAUGGGCUCACGCGACAAAGAAGAACGACCUGAAAUUAUGGCGACGACAACAUGUGGUUUUGAGUGGUUGCAACUUGGCCGCCUCGCAGAUGGCGAGGUCGAAGAAAUUCUAGCAAAGAAGGCAUCCGCAUUGAAGUCCCUCUACUUUGAGGAUCCGCAUGCCGGUGAAAAGGCUUGCCUGGAGUUUAUCCAGAGUCUGAUCCGGCCGAUUCUUGCGAUGGAAUCUGACAACCAGAGAAAAUCUUGCAUUCUAGAAAAACUCAUUGAACUAUGCCAGUUUUGUGGGGAUAGUAAACUAGAUUUGAGCUCAGUGUUGAUACUUUUACUACAGAGGUUCAAUGCCGAGUCCCAGGAUAGUUGCCGAGUCCGGAUACCCUUGUCCCGCUCGUUGGUGUAUUCAGGUGUGCUUUCCGGGGACUUAAACCAUUUGGACUUCAUCUGCCAUGUGCUCGCGUUCAACAAGAAGGUCGGAUGCGAAGGCCAGGUGGCACGGGCAAUACAAAACUCGUACAUCAUGGACUGCCUAAACAUGCUAUGGCGGAACAAGUUUCUCCAUCUCGACCGCAAGCUAAACUCGAAACAGCAGGCUUUCUACUUGAGAUCUGCAAUCUCAGGCACCGUUGACGGAGGCACUCUGAGCGACCCCGUCCCGCUUGGAGAACGCGGAGCAUUACUCAUUAACCCAGCAACCACGUUUCUUUCAGUUGCAAAUUUCCGCUCCAUGGAAGACGUAGAUGACAAUCUUGGUGCGCGCCAUGAAGGACCGGUGACAGAAGAGAGUAUCAUGAAAGCUGACAGCUGGCUACCGUACACACCGGCGGAAAUUAAUCUUCGGACUCUACAAAUGUUGGACGAGAGUUUCCCCGGCGUGGGCGACUUGCUAUUUUCCUCGCUAAAGUCGUUGGUCGGACAGAGAUUGGAAAAAGCUGCUGGUAAUGGUGGUAGUGGUGGCGGCGGUGGAACCGAUUGA
Molecule: messenger RNA, 1935 nt
Organism: Lodderomyces beijingensis
Lineage: Eukaryota; Fungi; Ascomycota; Pichiomycetes; Serinales; Debaryomycetaceae
Source: the annotation of a GenBank genome assembly